GAGUGAUUUUUUUUUUUAAGAAAGCGAAAAAAUUAAAAAACCUAAAUAUUUAGCAAGCGAUCCUUAAAAAUCGCACUUUUGCCACGGCAGGCCUUUCGAAAUUCGAAAGCUUUGGCGGGCAGUCGAUACGCGUGCGGGCUGCAACUCUGGCGAUAACGAUUGCCCGGCGAUAGCACGGCUGCACUAAUCAGCAUUAUCACAUGCAAAUUAAGGUCAUCCGAAUGAAAAAUGACCACCAAUCAAAGGCUUGGGCACCCCUCUCGAACGGCCCCUGAUUUUCCAAAGCCAAAAAACAGUGUGUUUGCCCCGUCGCCUGUCCAGCGAGCGCCGUGCCCUGGCAACCCUGGCGCGGCUGCAUAAGUGAAUUCCGACGAGGAGCCGUGCCAUUUUGUGGGCCAAAACAUCGCUGCCUCGAGAUUAAUUAGCCGCAAAAACUCGAUUACUCGAAGUGCUCGGCGCUGUAGAGUCGUUUUCGAGACGUUUCGUUGUUGUUGUUUAUCCAGCCCAAAUGUCAGCUGUUUCACGCAACAUGUACCAUAAGAGCGGGACAGCGAAACGCAGAAAAAGAGCAAAUCGAUCAAGCCCAGGACAAGAACAGCAAAAGCAAAAGCCAGAGAAUCAGCAGAAGCAGCAACAAGCCGACGAAGAGAGCUGCUAACAACGUAAACAAAAACUAAACACACACCCACACACCAAGAGAGAUAGCAACGGUGAAAAGACAGCCAGACGAAAAAGAGAGCGAGCGAAAGAGAGGGAGAAAGUGCAACCGAGCUCGGUGAAAAGAGAACGUGAGAUAAAAGGAUCGACGAUAACGGAUCAAGAUAACAGAGCUACAAGGCAGGAUCGACCACCGCCAUGACAAUCAUACUCUUCCUGGUGGACACCUCGUCGUCCAUGUGCCAGAAGGCGUAUGUGAAUGGGGUGCAAAAGACGUAUCUGGACAUAGCCAAGGGCGCCGUGGAGACGUUCCUGAAGUAUCGCCAGCGGACGCAGGACUGCCUGGGCGAUCGCUACAUGCUGCUCACGUUCGAGGAGCCGCCGGCGAAUGUGAAGGCUGGCUGGAAGGAGAACCAUGCCACCUUCAUGAACGAGCUGAAGAACCUGCAGAGCCACGGCCUCACCUCGAUGGGUGAAUCGCUGCGCAACGCCUUCGAUCUGUUGAAUCUGAAUCGGAUGCAGUCGGGCAUCGAUACGUACGGCCAGGGCCGGUGUCCCUUCUACCUGGAACCAUCGGUCAUCAUUGUGAUCACGGACGGCGGACGGUAUUCGUACCGCAACGGUGUCCACCAGGAGAUCAUACUGCCGCUGAGCAACCAAAUACCGGGCACAAAGUUCACCAAGGAGCCCUUUCGAUGGGAUCAGCGACUCUUCUCGCUGGUCCUCCGCAUGCCGGGCAACAAGAUCGACGAGCGGGUGGAUGGCAAGGUGCCGCACGAUGAUUCGCCCAUCGAACGGAUGUGCGAGGUGACGGGUGGACGGUCGUAUCGCGUCCGAAGCCACUACGUCCUGAACCAGUGCAUCGAGAGUCUGGUCCAGAAGGUUCAGCCUGGUGUGGUGCUGCAGUUUGAGCCACUGCUGCCGAAGGAGGCGGGUGCCAGCGCUGCCUCCGGUGGCUCGGCGGGCACCGGAUCGAUAUCGAUCACCGGCUCUGGCAUAUCAUUGACGUCCGGAGCGGAUCCACCACCCGACAUUGUCUUCCAGCCGGUGAAGAAGAUGAUCUACGUGCAGAAGCACAUCACGCAGAAGACCUUCCCCAUCGGCUAUUGGCCGCUGCCGGAGCCCUAUUGGCCGGACUCCAAGGCGAUCACGCUGCCGCCCCGCGACGCACAUCCCAAGCUGAAGAUCCUGACGCCGGCGGUGGAUGAGCCGCAGUUGGUGCGCAGCUUCCCGGUGGACAAGUACGAGAUUGAGGGCUGUCCGCUGACGCUGCAGAUUCUCAACAAGCGCGAGAUGAACAAGUGCUGGCAGGUGAUUGUCACCAAUGGGAUGCACGGGUUCGAGCUGCCCUUUGGCUACCUCAAGGCGGCGCCGAACUUCUCGCAGGUGCACCUCUACGUACUGGCCUACAAUUAUCCAGCGCUGCUGCCCAUCCUGCACGACCUCAUCCACAAGUACAACAUGAGUCCGCCAAACGAUCUGAUGUACAAAUUCAACGCCUACGUGCGCUCCAUACCGCCGUAUUACUGCCCGUUCUUGCGCAAGGCCCUGGUCAACAUCAAUGUGCCGUACCAGCUGCUGCAGUUCCUGCUCCCGGAGAACGUGGACAACUACCUGUCGCCGACGAUCGCCAAUCAGCUGAAGCACAUCAAGAAUACGGCCAAGCAGGAUCAGGAGAAUCUCUGCCUGAAGGUCUAUAAGCAAUUGAAGCAACCGAAGCCGCCGUAUCGCCAGGUGGAGACGGCUAAACUUUGCACCGGCGCCGCGUUGCGCAGGGAUUUGGUGCGGCAUCCACUGCUGCGCGACACAUUCGCCAAGUUGCAUGCGGAAAUCGAGCCCGUGGAUAACUAUACGAUUGUGGUGCCGCAGCUGACGCAUCAAUCGUCUGCGAAGACGUACCGCAAUCCCUUCGAUAUACCACGGCGGGAUUUGGUGGAGGAAAUAGCCAGGAUGCGGGAGACGUUCCUGCGACCCGCCUCGCUGGUGGCCAAGGACUCGGGCCACUGCCUGCCCAUUGCCGAGAUGGGCAACUACCAGGAGUACCUCAAGAACAAGGACAAUCCGCUGCGUGAGAUCGAGCCGACGAAUGUGCGGCAGCACAUGUUUGGCAACCCCUACAAGAAGGACAAGCACAUGGUGAUGGUGGACGAGGCGGACCUGAGCGAUGUGGCGCCAAUGAAGUCGCCAAAUGGCAACGGACCGGGUGGUGCUCCACCCGGUUCUCCUUCCGGAUCGGGCUCGCCCACGGGCGGAGGACCCUCGGCGCCGGGCUCCUCGCCAGGCGGUGGCGGGGGUCCUGGGAUGCCCGGCAUGGGCGGCGGAAUGUCGGGACUCAUGCUUGGAGCCGGUGGCAGUGCUGGUUCCUCCAAGAAACUCGAUGGCACGACGAGGGGGCGAAAGAGGAAAGCCGGUCCACUGCCACGUGCCUUUGAAUUUCGACGAAUAUCAACGGAUUCGCGAUCUUCCUGCUCCAGCUCUGUCUCCUCAACGACGGGCAGUGCGCCGGGGACACCAAUACCGGGCGCCGCGUCAUCCAUAGCCUGCGAUUCCACUGGCGGAGCCGAUGGCAGUGCCAGUGCCAGUUGCUUCGACGAGGACAGCAAUAGCAACAGUAGCUUUGUGAGCUCCGUAUCGGAGGCAUCGACCAGCGAUUCCGGGAUGUCCAUGUCGCAUACGGAUCGCUUGGGCAUCGGUUUCGAUUUCAAUGAGGAGGAGACUAGCGACCAGGACACACCGCUCAACGGCUAUGUGCACAACUUUAUCAAUGGCAUCAUCGAUGAUGCGACAACGGGCGAAACGGAAUCCUCGCUCGCCAGCACUUUGGGGCCGGGUGUACCUCCGGCUAGCGAACCGACCGGUGCCACAAUACCAGCUCUUGCAGCCGCAACACCAGCCGCAUCUGUGAUCCAGGCCAGCAAUGGCAGCGAAGUUUGCCCCGUCGCUGCAGCCGGCAGUAGCAGUAGUUCCCCCACUUCCACCAGCGCCAGUUCCUCGGGAGUGCUCUAUGUGCCCCUCAACGGGCUGACCACGCAUGCGGCCUACAGCAGCAAUCUGGGCGGCCUGAGCUCGCCGCUGGACAACCUGAGCUCCCUGGGCGGAGCGGUGACCGGUGCGGGUGCAGGACUGCUGAGCAUAAACAAGCCGGGACUGCUGCCCCUGGCCAAUGGCUACCAUUCGCAUAGUUCUGCCAUCUCUCCGCCGUCGCCGCUGUCCUUGGUGCCGCCAACGACGCUGGCAACAAGCAGUGUCAUCGCUUCCACCUCCUCAGGACUCGUGUCCAGCUCCAGUUCCAGUGCCUACUUCAGCCACAACGACAUCAACGAUGCCUCGGAGAUCUCGCGGAUACUGCAGACCUGCCACAAUGGAACCAGCGGUGGCUCCUCCGGAGGAGCGGGAGCCACCAGCAGCAAUUUGAAUGGCAAUGGGAGUACGGACAGCGGAGGAGCCUCCCCCGAGGAUCAUGCCCCGCUGGGUGGCAAUAGUUUCGAUGCUCUCAAACGAACGGCUGGACUUGUGGGCGGCACCGGAGCCGGGAAUCCCCACUAUUACUGGGCCAGUGGUCUCAAUCAUCACAAUAAUAACAACAGUGGCACGGCCGCUGGAGCGCCAGGCACUUCUGUGAUAAGCAACAAUCACAACCACCGGGGCCACAACAAUAGUAGUCCCUGCAAGCUGGAGGUCAAGAGCAACUCCAGCUGCGGCUCAUCGCCGACGCACAACAACGGGGGGAUGAACUCGCCGGGACAAUCGCUGCCCCUCACGCUCAGCGAGGAGCAACGCGAAGCGGCCCGGCAGCACAACAUCGAACUGCGCCUGCAGAUCUUCCGGGAUAUUCGGCGACCCGGGCGCGACUAUACCCAGCUGCUGGAGCACAUGAAUCUGGUGAAGGGCGACCAUGAGAUGCAGUCGGAUUUCGUGGAGAUGUGCAUUGGGGAGUCGUUGCGCUUCCGCCGGCAUCGCAUGGUGUCCAGCCUGCAGGAGUGGUGGGACCGAAAGCAGCAGCUGACUGCUGGACUGGCGAGUGGGGGAAUCACCGGUGGUGGGGCGGCGGGGGCCAGCGCGGAGCAGGCCGUCGCCAAGAGUUAACGAUGGCUCAUGUGGCACCACUGAGCCUGCGGGGUCAUCCAAUCCAUCUGUCUGUGAUGUCAACGAAAUCGAAAUCGGAGAGCAGCCGCGGCAGCCAAACAAUUCUCGUCAAUUUCCAUGUACUGUAAAUAGAUGAUGGCUCCACAGCCAGUCCGCAGGAUCUGGAUAGCGAUCAGGAUCAACGCCGGGAAUAUAGCCACUAUGUCGCAUACCAAACAACCAACAACCACAACAACCACAACAACAACAUAAACAACAAAAUCAACAAGCAGCAACAAUUCUAAAGCAGAGAAAACACCACAUUUUUGAGGGCGAUUUCUUAGUAUUUAAUGAGUCUAGGAGUUUUGUAGGGCGUGCGGAUUAAGAUCCACUCGCCGAGCAGGCAAGAUACAUGUAAUUAAUAUACAUAUAUAUAUAGAAAAACUUAAGCUAGCCCCUAGUUAACGAUAAAACUUAAAAAGAGAAGAAAACCCGAAAACGAAAUGAUUUUUUGUAGCAGCCAAUUAAGUUGUACUUUUUUUUUUUACCUAGUAAUACUUAAACAAUUAUUUUUCUCUUGUACGUCUAAGGAAUUAGGAAUUAUUUACAUUAGACUUUUAUCAAAUAAUUGUAUAUUGUAUGUGUAUAAAAAGAAAAACAAACGAAAAAGGGAAAGUCUAGGAAAAGCUUGAGCUUAUUGAGCCUCAUACGUUUUAGCCAAUUUUUGUUGGACCUGUUUCAAGAACACUUCGCUUUGAUUUUAGCCAAAACGAAUAGAGAACGUACAGAAGAGAAGCACUUGCAUAACUAUAUAUUUAUUGCCUAAAUCGGGUCAGCGUUUCAUUAUCUAAAAUCAUUGUAUUAUAAUGUAUUUUUGGUUCAACCCCGCAUUCUUUUUGCUCCCACUAUUAAAUACUUAUGCGAAUCGCAGUGUCAGCAUUGCCUUUGGAAAGCCCGCAAUAAUUAUUUAAAAGGCAGAUGAAACCGAUAAGCAAAAAAGAAACGUACAGUUUGUUAUAUAUAUAUAUAUAUAAAAACCAAGAAAAAGUAAUACAUUUUUGCACUAUUUUUUUACGUGUAUGUUUGUAUGCAUGACCUGUGAGUAAUUGAGUAACAACAACAAGAGGAGGAAACGUUUACUAGUAGUUAGGCGGAGGGCAGUGACUUUGGUACUGCUUCAGGAUUAAAUAAUUAUGUACAACUUAGACAUGCGUAUCUAACAAAUUUCAUAAGACAUCAACAGCAGAACAGCAGUAAAACAAACCGAAAACAACACGAAAUCAAAGGAAAAUAAAAGGAGGAGCAUUGCAUUCAA
Drosophila biarmipes is the source of this 6037-nucleotide messenger RNA. It is a transcript of the gene IntS6, whose product is annotated as integrator complex subunit 6. The record is from RefSeq and is a predicted model, not a curated record. Lineage: Eukaryota; Metazoa; Arthropoda; Insecta; Diptera; Drosophilidae. The coding region runs from base 856 to 4743 and encodes 1295 amino acids. Gene Ontology annotation, cellular component: integrator complex. The transcript is spliced from 3 exons. Gene Ontology annotation, biological process: snRNA 3'-end processing.